Molecule: messenger RNA, 2511 nt
Organism: Otolemur garnettii (small-eared galago)
Lineage: Eukaryota; Metazoa; Chordata; Mammalia; Primates; Galagidae
Gene: MTMR12
Product: myotubularin related protein 12
Exons: 16
Coding region: 133-2376 (747 amino acids)
Source: RefSeq, a predicted model, not a curated record
CGCGGCUGCCGCUGCCCUGGGGAUGGGCGGAGCCCCAGCCGCUAGUGCUGGUGGCCUCCGCCGCUGCCGGAGCCAGAGUCCGAGCCCGAGCCACCUCUGCUCCCUCGCGUCGCUGCUUCCCGGGGCGGCGGUAUGCUGGGGAAAGGGGUAGUUGGUGGUGGCGGCGGCACCAAGGCGCCCAAGCCGUCCUUCGUGUCGUACGUGCGCCCGGAGGAAAUUCACACAAAUGAAAAGGAAGUAACGGAGAAGGAAGUAACACUUCACUUGUUGCCAGGUGAGCAGCUGCUUUGCGAGGCCAGCACAGUUCUGAAAUAUGUCCAGGAAGAUUCCUGUCAGCAUGGGGUCUACGGGAGACUGGUCUGCACAGACUUCAAGAUUGCUUUCUUGGGGGAUGAUGAAUCUGCGUUGGAUAAUGAUGAAACUCAAUUUAAGAAUAAACUUAUAGGAGAAAAUGACAUUACACUUCACUGUGUUGAUCAAAUUUAUGGAGUAUUUGACGAGAAAAGGAAAACUCUCUUUGGACAAUUGAAGAAGUACCCUGAGAGACUCAUCAUCCACUGCAAAGACCUGCGAGUGUUUCAUUUCUGUCUGAGGUACACAAAGGAAGAAGAAGUCAAAAGGAUUGUCAGUGGCAUAAUUCAUCAUACUCAGGCUCCUAAGCUACUUAAACGAUUGUUUCUGUUUUCCUAUGCAACUGCUGCACAAAACAAUACAGCUGCUGAUCCCAAGAACCAUACAGUAAUGUUUGACACGCUGAAGGACUGGUGUUGGGAACUGGAGCGGACCAAAGGCAACAUGAAGUACAAAGCAGUGAGUGUCAAUGAAGGCUAUAAAGUCUGUGAGAGGUUGCCAGCAUACUUUGUUGUCCCCACCCCUCUUUCUGAAGAGGAUGUGCAACGAUUUCAGGGUCAUGGCAUACCAAUAUGGUGUUGGUCCUGCCACAAUGGAAGUGCCCUUUUGAAAAUGUCAGCACUGCCCAGAGAACAGGAUGAUGGCAUUUUACAAACCCAGAAGAGCUUCUUGGAUGGCAUUUACAAGACCAUCCACAGGCCACCCUAUGAAAUUGUUAAAACUGAAGACCUGUCAAGCAACUUCCUAUCGCUGCAGGAAAUCCAGGCUGCCUACUCUAAAUUCAAACAGCUGUUUCUGAUAGAUAACAGUGCUGAAUUUUGGGACACAGAUAUAAAAUGGUUUUCUCUGUUGGAAAGUAGCAGCUGGCUUGAUAUAAUCAGACGUUGCCUGAAAAAAGCAAUAGAGAUCACAGAAUGCAUGGAAGCACAAAACAUGAACGUUCUUCUUUUAGAGGAGAAUGCAUCUGACCUCUGCUGCCUCAUUUCCUCUCUGGUGCAAGUGAUGAUGGACCCCCACUACAGAACCAGGAUUGGCUUCCAGAGCCUUGUCCAAAAGGAGUGGGUCAUGGGUGGCCACUGUUUCUUGGAUCGCUGCAACCACCUCCGCCAGAGUGACAAAGAAGAGGUUCCUGUGUUCCUGCUUUUCCUAGAUUGUGUCUGGCAGCUGGUGCACCAGCAUCCCCCAGCAUUUGAAUUCACAGAGACUUACCUGACUGUCUUGUCAGAUAGCCUGUACAUACCAAUUUUUAGCACCUUCUUCUUCAAUUCACCUCAUCAAAAAGAUACGAACGUGGGUAGGGAAAGCCAGGACAUACAAAGCAAGCCUUUGAGUCUGCUCACCGUGUGGGACUGGUCUGUACAGUUUGAACCCAAAGCCCAGACAUUGCUCAAAAACCCUCUCUAUGUGGAAAAGCCAAAACUGGACAAAGGCCAACGGAAAGGAACACGUUUCAAACAUCAACGACAACUUUCUUUGCCACUCACGCAAUCUAAGUCAUCUCCCAAACGAGGAUUUUUCAGGGAAGAAACAGAUCAUUUAAUUAAAAACCUUCUGGGCAAGAGAAUUAGCAAACUUAUUAAUUCUUCUGACGACCUGCAAGACAACUUCCGCGAGUUCUAUGACAGCUGGCACAGUAAGCCCACUGAUUACCACGGCUUGUUGCUGCCCCACAUAGAGGGCCCAGAAAUCAAAGUCUGGGCCCAGCGCUACAUGCGAUGGAUUCCAGAAGCCCAGAUUCUAGGUGGUGGCAGAGUGGCCACUAUGAGCAAACUCUUGGAAAUGAUGGAGGAAGUGCAGAGCUUACAAGAGAAAAUUGAGGAAAGGCACCACAGCCAGGAGGCGCCCCAGGCAGAGGCCCCCUGCCUGCCCGUUAACUCUGCCCGCCUGUCCUCUUUGUUUCCUUUUGCAUUGCUGCAGCGACACUCCUCUAAGCCUGUCUUACCCACCAGUGGCUGGAAAGCUUUGGGAGAUGAGGAAGACUUGGCCAAACGAGAAGAUGAAUUUGUGGACCUAGGGGACCUGUGACCUGUCGUGAUUGUGAAAGAGGAGUGUGGGAGAUUGGGACAACUGAUCCCUGGAUUGGAGUCACGCUACAGGUAGUAGCUGUAGGACAGUCAUUCGCCCAGCGCUCUGUUGGGGUAAAUCUGGGCUUUCAGGAAA